UGGUACUCCUGCUAGAUAGGGAAGAAACUGGGAACAGAAAGUGGCAGCAUCUGGUUGCCUCGCUGAUGAGCAUCUCAAGCCUUAGUUCCCCUGACAUCCGGUGAUGUACUUCAGCCGCCCGUGGGAAUCUGGCCCCAGCAAAACCUUGUGUCAGCGUGAGGGAGAGUGCUGAAUUGCUUGUGUAAUGAGUUUAUGAAGCCAAAACCAUUUGAUACUAAAGAGGGGGAAAACGGGCGCCCAACAAGGAAGCAUUUCAGAAAUAAUCAGUGAACCUGUUGCAACACCAUGCUGGCUGCAAGGUUUGCAUGUCUCCGGACCCUGGCCCUGCCUUCCAGGACUUUCUACCCAACACUCAACCAGACCUCUCCUGUUCUGAGGAAUUCCUUUGUGAAGACAAAUCAAUGGCUCAUGCAGUCCAACAGAGGCUAUGCCACCAAAUCAAGAUUUGGGGUCCGUCGUGGGAAAACUGGCCAAGAAAUUAAGGAAGCAGCAUUUGAACCAUCAGCAGAAAGAGUAUUUAAAAUUGAUCAGAUGGGAAGAUGGUUUGUUGCUGGAGGAGCCGCUGUUGGUCUUGGAGCACUCUGCUACUAUGGCUUGGGAAUGUCAGAUGAGAUUGGGGCGAUUGAAAAGGCAGUAAUUUGGCCACAGUAUGUGAAGGAUAGAAUUCAUGCCACCUAUAUGUAUUUCGCAGGAAGUGUUGGUUUAACAGCAUUGUCUGCCAUAGCAGUUAGCCGAUCACCUGCUUUAAUGAACUUUAUGUUGAGGGGCUCCUGGAUGACAAUUGGAGCAACUUUUGUAGCCAUGAUUGGAGCUGGAAUGCUGGUUCAGUCAAUAUCAUAUGAACAGAGUCCAGGUUCAAAACAUCUUGCUUGGAUGUUGCAUUCUGGUGUCAUGGGUGCAGUGGUGGCCCCUCUGACUUUGUUGGGUGGCCCUCUGAUCCUCAAAGCUCUUUGGUAUACAGCAGGCAUUGUGGGCGGCCUCUCUACUGUAGCCAUGUGUGCUCCUAGUGAAAAAUUUCUAAACAUGGGAGCACCACUGGGAGUGGGCCUGGGUGUUGUUUUUGUUUCUUCUCUGGGAUCUAUGUUUCUGCCACCUACCACCCCACUUGGUGCUGGUCUUUAUUCUGUGGCAAUUUAUGGUGGAUUAGUUCUUUUUAGCAUAUUCCUUAUACGUGAUACCCAAAAAGUCAUCCGGUGGGCAGAAGUAGUGCCAAUGUAUGGCACAGAAAGAUAUGACCCUAUUAAUUUGAUGAUGGGAAUCUACAUGGAUACACUGAAUAUCUUUAUGCGAGUAGCCACCAUGCUAGCAACUGGGAGCAACAGGAAGAAAUGAACUGAUUACAUUUUUGAACCAUCCAAAUCUUGCUUGUGUUCUUGGUGUGUAUACUAUUAAAUCAUUUCUUGUACAAGCAGCUUUGGUUGAAGUCAGAAGUUCAGAGCCACUUCAGCAUAGUUGUUGUUCCCAUACAGUGUGAUGCUUCAACUUCUACCUCCUCUUGAGAAUAAAUUCAGCACUUCUCUUGCAAAUAAGCAUAUAAACUUUCCAGUUUUCAUCUUUGAGUGAUUGCUAACGGAAAAGGAUUACACUUUAUUUCAACAUUCUGUUAGUUGUCCAUAUGUUUGCUCAGUUCAUUGAUAUUAUUUAAUAAUUUAUUAUCACCAUUCAAAAAGGAAUUGUGUGUACAAAAGAGACUUCCAGGAUUAAUGUAGAGAACCUGUCUCUAGUUUUAGAUGCCGCUGUAAGUGUUAAAUAAUUGCUACUUGCUAACUGGCAAUGGAUAGGGUUUAUCAGGUAUAGUUAUUACUGUCUUUAACAUAAUUAGCCCUCACCUGAUAUUGAGUGUCGUUGUGGCAUUUUUGGAAUACCAAUAUAAUACUCAUAUUUCAAGAAUAAGGAAGGUACCUUUACAAUCCAUCCAGGUCUCAAAAUGUUAACCUUCUCCAAGUAUUUAUCAUGGUUUAUUUUUGUAAGUCCUGUUUUUGAAUCAUCUAGAACUAUUUAUUUGAAAUAAUUUCACUUUAAACUUAAAGCUUUAAAAGUAACAAAUUGGUGUUGCCUAUCCUAUCCUUGCCAGUAAGUGUAUUGAUACAUAUAGAUGUAGCUUAUUCAACUUAAAUCAAAGAUUAUGACUUGUCUUUGUCUUUUUAUUUUUUAAAAAGAUUGUUUGUCAUUUAGGAUAUGGAAUCAUUUUCCUUUCCUGCACUAUCAGAAAUGAAUGUUAUUGCAUCCCUUCCACUAAAUGCUAAAAUUAGAGACCAAAUUAGUUCUCUCUUUGUAAAAUAUUGUUUUUAAUUAAUGUUAAUUUUUCCACAGAUUUUCCUUCUCAGUCCAUUAUUUAUUUAGAAACAACUUCCUUGUAAGUAAAGCUUGUAAAUUUAUGACACAGAGUAAAUUAUUUUUGGAAGUUUUUUUAAUGAAUUGAAAUUGAGUUUGUAAAAUUAUUGCAAUUAUAUAAUUGCUAUUUCUGGCAAGAUGUGUUUAUCACCCACUAUCCAGAAAUAGCUAAUCUUGUCCAUUGGAGAGAGAUGGUGUGCUUAUUUUAACUGAAAUAAUAAAGAUGUAGCUUGAUAGUU
This is a messenger RNA of Sarcophilus harrisii (Tasmanian devil), 2573 nucleotides long. It is a transcript of the gene GHITM, whose product is annotated as growth hormone inducible transmembrane protein. The coding region runs from base 286 to 1332 and encodes 348 amino acids. The transcript has 10 exons. The record is from RefSeq and is a predicted model, not a curated record. Lineage: Eukaryota; Metazoa; Chordata; Mammalia; Dasyuromorphia; Dasyuridae. Gene Ontology annotation, cellular component: mitochondrial inner membrane.